GGUGUUUGAUUGCAACUAGCAGACAUACUUAACCUCUGUGUCUCGUCAAUCAAAUUACCACCUUAUUAGAACGAUGAAAUGAACUAGAUCUUCCCAUUUACUCUAGAUGGUCUGAUAGCUUGAACGUCCUUAAACAUGUCCAAGGGCAAGCUGAGGAGUGUCGCAGAUGUAUGUGGCGACUGCGGGGCUUUGGAACCUGGGUGGGCAUCUGUGAACCGCUGCAUAUUUUUAUGUGACGAAUGCUGCAGUAUCCACAGAAGCCUGGGACGACAUGUCUCUCAUGUGAAGUCUCUGAAGAAAGGCAACUGGAGCCCAUCACAAUUACUGAUGGUGCGGACACUCAACGGUAGCGGAGCUAACAGUAUCUGGGAGCAUACAUUAUUAGACCCAGCUAAUUCAAAGGGAGGUCGGCGUAAACCACAACCUCAAGACCCGCUUCACACCACCAAAGCUGACUUCAUUCGAUCUAAACAUCAAUCGUUGUCAUUUGUGUUCCGCCCUUCCAAGGAAGAAAUCUCAUCAGAUGAUGCUGAUCUCAGUCAGCAGUUGCACUCCAGUGUUAGAACGAAUAAUUUGGAAACAAGUUUGAGACUUUUAUCACAAGGAGCCGAUGCCAACUUCUUCCAUCCCGAAAAGCGUACAACUCCUCUACAUGUUGCUGCUCAAGCUGGACAAGCUUUGCAAGUGGAGUUGCUCUUGGUGUACGGGGCCAAUCCCAACGAGGAGGACCAACAUGGACGCACACCAGCUUAUUUUGCCAGGUGUGCGGGUCACAUGGAGUUGGCAGAACGCAUAAUUGAGUGUCUGUAUGAAGUGACAGACCGUUUGUCCUAUUUCGUCUACGGCCGGAAACCAGAACAUAGAAAAGGCCAACACCUAAUCCUUCCAGAAAAGUCUAACUGUGGUGAGGUCGCAGAAAUUUCUCAGGAAACAAGGAUGAAACUUCAGCAGCUUCCUAAUCAACUUUUUGAGGAAUUGGCCACUGAUGUUUACGAUGAAGUUGACCGCCGUGAAACUGAAGCUGCAUGGUUGUGUGGCCCUGUUGCGCUGGAAAAUGCUUCAGUUCCAUUCCUACCGGUUAAUCCUGAACUAUCAGCCACUAGAAAUCAGGGCAGGCAGAAGUUAGCACGGUUCAGCUCCAGUGAAUUUGCUGCUCUUAUUAUUGACAUCCUCUCUGAUGCAAGAAGGAGGCAGAUGUUUGCAUCAGCACCAAAUCAGUAUGGUGAUGUUAAUGUUAAGCACCAUUCAGAGCUUUCAGAUGAUGAUCCAUUGUAUGAUAGUGUAGCAUCUGAUGAAGAUUAUGUAACCGCUGAGCAAUUAGCAAAAUGCUUAAAAGUAGCUGAUGCCGGGAAGUUUAUUCCUCCACAAUCUGGUGACGCGUCAGGAAAUACUAUCAGUCCCGAAAAGAACUCAGAUUCUCCUAGACCUUCUACAGAACAAGAACUUCGCCAUGAACUGAACUGUGCUAACGCUUGCAUAAAUGAACUUAAAAUGGAGCUCCAAAAGAUGCAGACUGUGGUUCAAAAGUUGGAAGCUGAGAACUCAGAGCUGCGCCGAAUGAGGAGCAAUCCUCUUCCCAACGGUCAUGAAGCGGAGCCCGGUCUUCAAUCCGCACAUGUCCAGCGCCCCUCAUCCAUGUAUGAGCCCAGAGAAGGAUUACGAUCUUCCCCUUGGGGAAACGCAAAGAAUCAGGUUUUCCAGAACUCAAUGGUUCCCAUGCCUCUGCCUGAGGAGGUCAUGCGUAGAACUGAUCAGGUGACCAAACGCAUUCAGGAGCUAUGGGUAUCUAUGCAAGAGCAAAGUUCACCUGUCCUGAAUAGAGACACGUUUGUGCCUUGUGCAGAGCGCAUAAGGGUAGCCGUUGCCGAACUUACAGCUAUAUUUCCAAAGACCCCAAGUGAUGAAGCCAUUCGAUCUUCUCUCAGAGCUCUCAUAAAUAACACAGCCCGCCUCCAGGCUGACUGUGCUGGUCUUCAAAAUAGUAUGGGAACAGAUCGAAGUAUAUUUUUGCAGCAAGUUCGGUCAACUGCCUAUGAUAUUGCAAAAGCAACAAAGGUGCUGGUAUCCACACAAAUCCAGCAGCAACAGCAGCUUCAAGCAACUCCCCCUCCUCAAUCGCCCCAGCCUUCUCUUUGUCAGCAACAGAGUAUUUAAUUUGGGCUAUAGCAUAUACAGUGGUGGUAUUUUAAAUAUGCGAUGACAUUGAGUGUUAAAGCUCACCUUUUGAUUGUGUAGUUGUGUCAUAAUUUGUACCUACUCAUGUGAUACCACUCAUUUUAAAAGUAGGUUAACAACUUCCUGUUUGCCAUUGUAGUUAAUGUGUAUCUCUGUAGUGCUCUUUUUCUGUGUGGUGUCAUUCAUUUUAGAAGUUUCAGAGAUUGUCACAAUUCAUUGUAACAAAGUCACUUUUAGUUCCUUGAAGAAUAUUUUAUUCAUUAAUUCAGUAGUAAAAUGUCUAACUCACUCAGAAUUCUGGUGGUAUUCUAGCGCAUUUAUGAUUGGAUUCAUUGGUGUGAUAUGCUUUAUGUUUACUACUACACCUUUGGACUUUUCAAACAUUUUUACCAUUGUAUAUUUUCAUUUAGUGUAAUCAUCAUUAAAUGUUUUUAUUGUCAGUCUGAUGAUUGAUUUUGCCAUGACUCAUUUGUCAUCCAUUCAUCAUCGCAUCAUUGUAAUUAUGAUAGAACUUUCUGCGCUGAAUCAUUGUUUUACAUUUAAUAGAUCAGUUUGCUGAUUCUUUUGCCAAGUGGCAUACUGUAGCGCAUAAAUUAUUUGAGUACUUUAUAAUACAAAGCAGUAUGUACUCAGUGAACCUGUGCAAAACCUGUGAUAAUCAUUCAUUAUGUGUUUUAUGGUUUUAUGUCCCGAUUGAUUUUUAGUGAGUUGCUGGUGUUGCUGGCAGGUCAUUGAAACUCCUACAAUGUUAUUACUCUGGAACUUGAUGAUACAUUUUUAGCACAUUGCUUAUGCCAUAAUACUAAUUAGUGAUUUCUCAAACCCAUGUAUUUUAUUCAUUUCUGACUGAUUCUAAUUAAAGUAAUUUGCAAAAUAAAAUGCAAGUGUUUUUGUGGUUGUUGAUGUUAACACUAGGUAGUCGCGUUACCAUUGUUGUAUUGAAACCUUAGGUAUUUUGUUUGUAAUGCUUGGUUUUUUUUAAAUUAACAGAGUCUUAUUCCUCUGUAUUUCUCUCUGAACUAAUCAUGCCAAUGAAGAAGGAGGAUGGGGAACUCUCAGAGAAAGUUUUAUUAAUUAAUUUACUUCUACCUGCCACACGAUGCAGAGCAAAUAUUUUUUAUUUGGAAAUGAUGCCAUCAUAGUAUUUUAGUAACAUAGUAUUGACUAAGCCACAGCCAAGGCCACACUCAUGUUUUUAUAAGGAGUGUGAAGGAAACAGAGUUUAUCAAGCAUCAUUGUCUUUCUUUAUGCAUGCCCUUAAAACUCAAGUGCCAAAAGUUAAUAUGCUGUGUGAGGUCCAGGAUCAAAUGUAAUUGAUGUUUAACUGUAACAGCUUGGAAUGCCUGUAUUGCCAUGACACGUGGUUUGAGUUUAUGGUUAUCGGUUACUGUAGGUAGAACAGAAACAAUUAUCAAAUACGACAAUUGGGGGUUUUCUUCUAUUGUUUAUCAAUUAUUUAAUUAUGCAGACAGUGGGUAAGUUUUGAUCGAGGCUAUGGCUCGGCUAUGUAGAUUGGUAGCCUAGAAAUUACAUCAAAAUAAACACACUAAAAUGA
Messenger RNA from Thrips palmi, 3730 nucleotides. RefSeq names its product ARF GTPase-activating protein GIT2 (gene Git). Gene Ontology annotation, biological process: regulation of ARF protein signal transduction; brain development. Gene Ontology annotation, molecular function: GTPase activator activity; protein binding. NCBI's taxonomy places the organism in Eukaryota, Metazoa, Arthropoda, Insecta, Thysanoptera, Thripidae. The transcript has 13 exons. Bases 136 to 2154 code for a protein of 672 amino acids. The record is from RefSeq and is a predicted model, not a curated record.